AUGGAUGUGUCAAAUGACUUCCCUGGACUUGAUAAUGAAGCAAGUCUUAUGAAUCUCAGUCCCACUUGCUUUAUUGCUCCUAAGGCAACUGGAAUAGUUUCGUUGAUUCUACAAUUUGCACUACUUAUUACCAGCGUUCUAGUGGUAUUAUUCUUUUUCUACCACGUCGGUGGAUAUGAAUAUAUGAGUUGGAACGAGAACUCCACGAUACUGGAACCAAUUCCACAUUCGAAACCACUCGACAGCUCAGCUACUCUGGCUGUAGAACUUCUACAACCUAAGGAGGUCCCGAAUGUAGGAACAAUCAACGCCACUCAUGUUCAAGACGACACACUAACAAAGUCACCUAAUUCCAAGCUCGAGUUUACAACCAAUACGAGUACCUUCCUCAAUAUUGAGCAAGUGCCAAAUACAACCGUGUACUUGAAAUUUAUGGAUGCAAUACUUGACAUGCUCGAGCUUAUACGCAUAUCUACUCUCGUAUAUGUCGGUAUCUGUGUAUUAUGGCUGGUGUCUAUUGCUUUUCUACUACUUUCUAUUAAAUAUGAAGUGUUGGACAUGGUUUCGCUUAAUGCUGUAUUCCUAACAGUGGCAACAAUGUACGCUUUUGCACAUGCUCUAUUUAUUGCUGUGCUGCUAUACUAUCAGCGUGACCUACCAUGGCGAACGAUGGCCAUUGUGAUCGGUUCAGCAGUCAUUCUUACCUUUACAGCAAUUCUAGGAGCCGUGGCACUAGCUCUAGUGAUUGGCUGGUAUAGAUACAUCGUUUAUAUGAACGACACUGACAAGUGCUACUGCUUGCACUUCGUUGUCAAUCGAAUCAAACGAAUUAAACGAACUCCUCAGCAAGUCGAACAGGAAUAUGCAAUACCAAAUGCCACAAGACAGAAUGAUUUACCAUAUAUGAAUGAUCAACCAGUAAACAACUUCACCACUUUUUAA
This is a messenger RNA of Angiostrongylus costaricensis, 942 nucleotides long. The record is from the annotation of a GenBank genome assembly. NCBI's taxonomy places the organism in Eukaryota, Metazoa, Nematoda, Chromadorea, Rhabditida, Metastrongylidae.